AUUGUAAACAAAAAAUAAACGGUUUCCUUUUUCUGUGGUUUCACGUAAAUAAUAAAAUGAAUAAAGGAAAGGCUGUAAACGCGAAAAAAGUAUUAAUACGCAACAGUAAGCAAAGUUUACCAAAAACAAAACAAGAGAAUGAAGAAAAAACCGUUAAAAUAGCAAAAAGUACGGAAAAGAUCUCAAAAUGUGAAGAAAACGACGAUUUUGAACUUCCAGAACUUUACAGCGCGUUAAAAUUGGCGAAAAAGAUAGAAGAAAUAGGGAAUUACAAAAAAAACAAGAGUUCAUUCAAUAAAAAUGAUAAUAAAAUCGAAAAAUUGGCAAUAGACGAAAAAGUGACAAAAAAAAUGAAUUUUCCGUAUGAUCAAGCAAUAUACAGGGACUUAAUACAACUUAACUCACAUGGUCAUCAGAAUCAAUGUUUGAUAAACAAAAAUAAAGUUUUUAGUAAUGAAAAAGAUUUGGAACCGAAUUUGGCAGAUUUUUCAGAUAAUUAUGUCGUUAGAGAGCGUUUUUAUAAACCUAAUGUAAAUAGUUUGAAUAAAGGAUUAACCAAUUGUAAUAAUAAUAAUUUAAAAUUGUAUAAUAUUUUAAGAAUUCACGAAUAAAAAUUA
Molecule: messenger RNA, 617 nt
Organism: Brassicogethes aeneus
Lineage: Eukaryota; Metazoa; Arthropoda; Insecta; Coleoptera; Nitidulidae
Source: the annotation of a GenBank genome assembly